Ilex paraguariensis (yerba mate) is the source of this 219-nucleotide messenger RNA. Lineage: Eukaryota; Viridiplantae; Streptophyta; Magnoliopsida; Aquifoliales; Aquifoliaceae. The record is from the annotation of a GenBank genome assembly.
AUGCUUCCAACAUCUGUGGAGAUUGUGCCUGGGGAUGUGGGUGAUCCCUCCACUCUCAAAGCUGCUGUGGAAGGUUGCAACAAAAUAAUAUAUUGUGCCACAGCUCGUUCCUCUAUCACCGGAGAUCUCAAUAGAGUUGAUCAUCAGGGCGUUUACAACCUUACCAAAGCGUUUCAGGUUGCCAUUUCACUCAUUGGUUCUUGCAACCUUGCAAAGUAG